Molecule: messenger RNA, 1251 nt
Organism: Trichophyton benhamiae CBS 112371
Lineage: Eukaryota; Fungi; Ascomycota; Eurotiomycetes; Onygenales; Arthrodermataceae
Product: PQ loop repeat protein
Exons: 1
Coding region: 1-1251 (416 amino acids)
Source: RefSeq, a predicted model, not a curated record
AUGCCCUCAGCAGCAUGGAACUCCGCACAUCGUUCGCUUCCGGAGCAUUGUGAACCGGUGUCUCCGUUCUUGCAACUGAUCUCAUCUACUCUGCAAAUAUGCCUACCGACCCCUCUCGCCCUAAUUUCGUCCACACUUGGGGUGCUAAGUAUUAUCUCCUGGCUCUUUGCCCAGCUCCCGCAGAUAUACAAGAACUACAAGAUAAAGUCAACGGCAGGCUUGUCAAUAGUCUUUAUCGUGGAAUGGCUCCUGGCUGACACAGCAAAUUGCAUCGGUGCCAUUCUCACCAACCAGGCUGGCUGGCAGAUCACGAUUGCCGCUUAUUAUGUGACCGUCGACCUUAUCAUGACAUAUCAACACUUCUGGUACACGCACAUGAAGCAGCGGCAAUCCAACCGUCUUAGAUAUGCCAACAUCGGCGAUAGUGAAGACAGCGACACGGAUUUCCCACCGUCAGACUGCGACUCGUUCCAGCAGCUACAAGAUUCCCAACGUUCGUCCUCUGCUCGCCCAGUAGAUAAGUUGAAGACGGGAAGAAACCAAUCACCUGACGAAAAGGCUCAAUCUCAAGCCUCCAACGGGAAGCGAUACGUCCAAUCAACUGGCCUUGGAAGUUCGUUGACUUCUCCUAAAGCUGUGUUGUUUGUUUCCAUGCUCUGUGCAGUCAUAGCCAACGCCUCGUCAAUCCCGGCAUCUGGUCUUUCAAGGCCACACCCAGUCAUACCACCACCAUCAAACACAAAAGAGUUUGUAGGCCGGAUAUUUUCUUGGAUUUCAACCAUCCUUUAUCUUGGAUCCCGGCUACCACAGCUGUACAAAAACUACACGCGUAAGAGUACUGCUGGCCUGUCGCCGCUGCUCUUCAUUGCUGCAUUUUGUGGAAAUAUGUUUUACUCUUCUUCCUUGCUCACCAACCCGAAUGGCUGGCACAACUUCCCACCUUACGGUGGAGGCGGAUGGGCCGGUCCAGAUGGGAACAAUCGAAUGAGUUGGAUAAUGCUUGCAAUCCCAUUCUGGCUUGGGGCUACUGGUGUCCUCUUGCUAGACGUGUGUGUGGGAAUUCAGUUCAUGAAAUAUGGUGAACAACGGAAACAAAUAGUUACCCGGGUAGGGAGAGGCCGCCAUAAAUGGAUAAAGGUCACCGGUUUCAUGAAGGGCUGGAUCCCUUCACUAUCUCCCGAGAGAAAUGCAGCAAAUAAUGAAACGCAAGCACUUAUUUCCCACGAGGGCGAUAGAUAUGGUAGUGUUUGA